AUGUUUGCUGGAAAGUUAGGACGUUGCUUGAAGGAAUGCUUGGGGCAAAGACCGCCACUUCAGCAAGCUCCAGGUGCGGUCGAUAGCACAUCGAGAAUUGCUUAUGAAUGCGCAGUGCGAGGAGGCCCAUUGCUGGAUAGGAUGGGGGAAUCGCGCGGUCCGAUUCACGCAACGGCAUGCCAUGAAGAGCACGAAGUCAGUCCUUUGUCCGUUAAGGAACCGGCAGCAACGGAUGAUUCGCUGGGUAGCGCUGGAGCAGCGAAUACAGUUGCGAUGCCCGCUAUGCGAAAUAUCGAGACUUAUACGGAUUUUCAGGCGGGCGCGAGACAAAAUCUCGGAGAAAUUUCCAGCAGUGAUCGGAAAGCUGCUGAUGACGAAAUGUGUGAAGGUUCGUUUCAUAUAUAG
Molecule: messenger RNA, 405 nt
Organism: Gongylonema pulchrum
Lineage: Eukaryota; Metazoa; Nematoda; Chromadorea; Rhabditida; Gongylonematidae
Source: the annotation of a GenBank genome assembly